Molecule: messenger RNA, 1005 nt
Organism: Macrosiphum euphorbiae (potato aphid)
Lineage: Eukaryota; Metazoa; Arthropoda; Insecta; Hemiptera; Aphididae
Source: the annotation of a GenBank genome assembly
AUGGCUGAUCGUGGAGGAAUUAAACGAAAAGCUCUUUCUGUUACUGACAAGUUAAACAUUUUAAAAAUGUACGAUGAAAAAAGUGUCAACAAAAAUCAAAAAGAAAUUGCAAAAGAAAUGGAUUUACCUGCAUCGACCCUACGAACAAUUUUGGCAAACAGAAGUAAAAUUGAGAGCAGUGCAAUGACCGGUAGUUGUAAACGACAAAAAAUAAAACAUGGUAAAUUCGAUGAACUAGAACAUAUUUUAUCUGGUGGCUGGAUUGAUCGGUUCAAGAAAAGGCAUGGUAUUGUAUAUCGACAAAUUUGGGGCGAAGCAGAGUCCGUUAAUGACGCUGAUAUCGCUGCAUGGAGUGAAAAUAUUUUGCCAAAUAUUUUAAAAGAAUACUCUUCUUAUGAUAUAUUCAAUGCAGAUGAGUUUGGGUUAUUUUUUAAAUUGAUGCCUGAUAAAUCUUUGGUGUUUAAACGUGAAAAAUGCCAUGGUGGCAAACUAAGUAAAGAACGUCUAUCAGUUUUGGCAUGUACAAAUGCUACUGGCUCUCAAAAGUUAAGACUUCUAGUUAUUGGAAAAAGUAAAGCUCCACGUUGUUUUAAAAAUGUACGUACAUUUCCAUGUGAUUACGUAUCACAAAAUCGUGCUUGGAUGACAGGUGAUAUUUUUAUAAACUGGAUAAAACAAUUAGACCUCUCUUUUAAAAAACAGAAUAGGAACAUUUUACUGUUUGUAGAUAACUGUCCUGCACAUCCUACUACUAUUCCACUUGAAAACAUAAAACUUGUUUUUUUACCCCCAAACGCAACAGCCAAAUUACAGCCUCUGGAUCAAGGUAUUAUCAAGGUUUUAAAACAAAAAUAUCGAAAAAAAUUGGUUUUACGAUACUUGAAAGAAAUGGAAAGUAAAAAUCCCGCGAAAAAAGUUGACGUACUCGAUGCAUUACACUACGUAUCUGCAGCAUGGGAUGAAAUUACGGCUGAUGUCAUUAAAAAUUGUUUUCGAAAAUCAUAA